Messenger RNA from Drosophila serrata, 1245 nucleotides. It is a transcript of the gene Dph4, whose product is annotated as Diphthamide biosynthesis 4. Gene Ontology annotation, molecular function: ferrous iron binding; ATPase activator activity. NCBI's taxonomy places the organism in Eukaryota, Metazoa, Arthropoda, Insecta, Diptera, Drosophilidae. Gene Ontology annotation, biological process: positive regulation of ATP-dependent activity. The record is from RefSeq and is a predicted model, not a curated record.
AAUGGGGAUCAAACAAACGGGAGUUACAAUUAGUGAACAUGCAAUACAACAACUUCCAGUGAGCAUUCGUAUUUAUCACCACCUAGCAACACAAUACUUUAACGCCCCCGCGAACACGCUCCUUCUUGGGGACGUUUCCGUUUUUUACAAUAACAAAAAAAACAGAGGUUCGUUUGUCAAGUACGUGACUGUGCGGGUGUGUUUUGUGCCUGUGCCUCUUUAUUAUAUUCAAUAACUGUUAUUUAUUCCUCGGAGCGUCUCUUUGUAAACAAUAAACAGCUGUUUUCUUGCAUUAGAACAUUUAGUGUUGAGAAACGACACGCCUCGGUACGAAGAUCAAACGCACAUUUUCGGUAAAAUAAUGUAAAUUAAACUAUUUUAUAAGUUACAUUUUGUUAAUGAAAUAGUUAAUAUCAUGCAUACAUUGUGUCUUUAAUUGAUUAAUUGAUUAAAGAAACAAAAAGUGUUUAAAUGUAGCAAUAAAAGUUGAUUGGAUCAUUUCCACGCCGAGUUUAUUUGUAUUUCAUUACAAAAACUUUACAAACGAGAUUGAUUUAGACUAAACUACCGAUUAUUUGUGUAAAGUGAUCUUUCAAAGAUUCUCCUUAAAACUAAAAAUGCCCGACAACUUCUAUGAGCUUUUAAAUGUGAGUUCCACUGCCAGCUUUGAGGAGAUCAAGUGCAGCUACAAACAAUUGAUUCUACAAUGUCAUCCCGACAAAUUACAACAGCUCCAUGACCCAAAUCCGAUAUCGAGAUCGGCGGCCCAAAACAGCAGUGACUUUAAUGCGAUAAACGCUGCGUGGAACACACUGAAAGAUCCCGUCAAGCGUAAGCACUACGAUGCCGAAUUGCUGCAGUCAAAAUUCCAGGCGCACAGCAAUAUAUACGCCAGCAUUGGGCUCUCCGAAAUGCAGCGGAUUCAAGUAGAAAUCGAUGAAUAUGACGAUGAUGAUGAUGAUGAUAAUGAUGAUGAUGAUGCGGGGGCUCCUCCCUCGCAAGAACCACAGGCAGACAAAGGGCCGGUGGCGACAAUGUGGAGCUACGCGUACGAUUGCCGCUGCGGCGGUCAGUAUCUGUUCGACGGUGGACCCGGAGACGAUGAGUCAUCAUCCGAAGUGAUUGUGGAGUGCAGCGAGUGCUCCUUAGUGAUUAUAGUAAAACUUCCCGCAAAGUAAUAUUUAAAUAAAGAGAACGGGGCAAUAACAAUGGAAAUGCUGCCCAGAACAAUGCUUGUGAUUUAAA